Messenger RNA from Exophiala mesophila, 4251 nucleotides. RefSeq lists its product as uncharacterized. The record is from RefSeq and is a predicted model, not a curated record. Gene Ontology annotation, molecular function: protein binding. Bases 572 to 2272 code for a protein of 566 amino acids. The transcript has 2 exons. Lineage: Eukaryota; Fungi; Ascomycota; Eurotiomycetes; Chaetothyriales; Herpotrichiellaceae.
CUUUGUCUCUUCCGGAUCUGACUCUUUUCUGGUCUCUUGGUGCCUUGAGUCCUUCGUUCCUUUCAAGCCUAUAACCCCCCCGCUCUAACUUCCCGGGCGGUAGUCGUUUUCCUCUUGCAAGUCGACCUGACAACGUAACGUGUCAGAUUCUCGUUCAUCCACCUCCUUUGCCCUGGGGCCUACAGGCCUUAUCUAGCCGGUCAAGCCUGUUGCAGUUGACCUUUGCCUAACCAAUUAUCAUUGUACUGGGUGACCUGGUGCGCAACCCAGUCCACAUGGUUUAGAAGCCGGGAUCCAGGUUCCUCUGUGCCCACCUACACAAAUACACAAAUGAGGCACUGAUUUGAAGUUUCACAAAAUCUUCUGCCGCGUGAUGGAUGCCUUUGCUGCACCACCACCACCAUCACUGCAACCACCAGCAACGCGUCAGCUGUGCACACACAUGUCAUCGGUUUGAACGUUCAAAUAAGUCCAACCGUUCCGUCAACAGUGGCACGUCAUCCAACCAAGAAAAUUCCGAGUCGCCUUGCAAACUUGCAAAAGUCCUGGGUUGGCAAAUGGUCGUCUUAACAUGGUCGACUCUAGUCCAACUCGGGAGCAAUGGGAAGAAAAGAAGCACUUAGUACUCAGCCUGUACAUCGGCCAGAACUCGACAGCGAAAGAAGUCGUCGCUCAUCUCAAACGAAACCAUGGCUGGAACAUUUCCACCCGCCAGCUCAAAAGUCGACUUCAGGAUUGGAACGCGAGCGGACAUAAGAGAACCCGGGCUCCUUACUAUCUGGCCAUGAUGACGGUUGCAAACCACCAUUAUAACAAGGAUCGGCUUCGUACCACCUUUCAAGUCCCAAAGAGGUACACCAAGGAGGUCAUCGACUUCUCCAAGAUCCAGAAGGAAGUCAAUCGCAUUGAAGGUGGCUAUGACAAGCUCCCUCCACUGACUGCAGCGAAACAGAUGCUUCUCAAUGCAGGGUAUACAUGGGAGACUCCGUCGUGCCGCACCAUUCGUGGCCGGGAGAGACGGUAUUCCUCCGACUCGGAUUCUGUCCAUCACAGACGCCAAUUCUCCGCGGUUGAACGUGCCAUCCCACCAAUCGAUCCGAACCAAGGUCUGAAAGUGGUUCAUUCACCGUCUCAGAUGCACGAGGAUUUUGCAUUUGCCGACAUUCUUCACCAGGGCACCACACCUGCAUCAUCUAAUUGCGGUGACAGGGUGAGAGUAGGUUCAUGGGCAGGGCCAUUUUGUUGGCAAGCAUUUGACCCGAAUCGGAAUGCCGAUGACCUUCGAGUUCAUAAAGCAGCCGCGAUGGAGCACUUUCGGUCCAUGCUGAUGCAUAACUUCGACAACCAAUACAUCUUCCCUUGUUUGAGUUGGAUGAUCCUGGUUUUAGGUUCACAUAUGAAAACGGCCGAACUUCAAGAGUUUCUCUCAUCCAGCUGUCAGGUGAUUGUCGACAAGGAUCCCAAGGGGCUGACGUACAGAGUUCCCUUUUGUUACACUCUCGCCGUGCAGACCGGGGACCGGCAGGGCAAGGAGGAGUACGGUAACCAGCUCGAGCAGUGCCACGACCAGAUCAGACUCGUCUGGGGAUCGGCCCACCCCAAUACCUUGGUGGUAAAGUCAAUCUAUGCGUGGGACCUUCUUGAAGCAUCGCAGUACUUGCGUGCCAUUGAAGUCUUGGAGCCGGAACUUCAGACCUUUGAAUAUGUCAUGGGCGCUGACGACCAGCUGACCAUCAGUUGUCAAGCAAUCCUGGCUCGAGCUUAUCAAAUGCGGGGCCAGCUUGAAAGAGCGAUCGAGCUUCUGACCCAAGCAAUUAAAUCAUUGGGCGACUUCAGAACCGAGUUCAAACCAACGUCAUAUCGGCUCCAUCUCCGUCUGGGGACGCUGUUGGCACAGACUGGCAAGCUUUCAGAAGCCGAGAGGUAUCUUUGGAAGGCAGUAAAUGGCCGAAUCGAUGUCUUCGGAUUGGGAGAAGCCAAGACAUGGUCGGCGAUUGAUGAGCUGUGCAAGCUUCUCCAGCAAACAGGUCGCACUGAAGAACUCAAUAGGUGGUUGCAGGUAUGGGGGCGACAUCCAGAAUGCUCACGACGGGAUCUUGCCGACCUGUCACUCCGUAUCAGCCACCGAGCACGCGAGGGCCUGAAUCAGAAUCAGAACCCGACGCGCAGGCCAAGCGAGACAAUGAUCCAUCGUUUAGGGCGUGUCAACUGCUCCCCAACUGACCAGGCUCUCGCCAAAUUUCAACUUCCUCCAUGGAAGAGGGUUCUCUGAAAGUUUCAGCUGCCGGAGUAUCCAACACCCUUGUUGCAAUUGUGUUUGUGUUCUAUGUUUCUUUCAAGCCGUGGUAAAACUCCUACCAUUUAAGCCCCGAGUCAAGGAAUCCAUGGACGAGUCGUUUCGGAUUAGAAGAGGGAUGGAUGUAUUGGUUUUAUUGGUGGAGCUUCACCUUGGGUGGCCAUGCAUGCUAUUUCAUGCCUUGAUUUGAAGCGAGUGAGCAGGUAUUCUUUAUCGAUGGGAGCCGGAGGUGUAAUCGGCGGCAUUGACAUGAUUUAGGCCCAUUUUGGUCCGUGAAUUCAUCGACUCUGAGCGCUAGACAUGGUUGGGUCCUGGCGGAUUGAAUUAACCAACCACUUUAUUAACAGAGUCUUCCGUAUCCGACCCCUGUGAAAGGUUGGCUAGGGCUAACAACCCGAGACAGGCAUACAUCGAAUUAGCGGUAAAUGAGAUACAGGUCAUGAGCGAUCUUGUUCAUUUGACUUUCGAAUUCUUGGCUGCGUCAAUCUGCUGAUCGCCGAGUACGAAAGAAGAGGUAUCUGACUCAGCCCCGUGGUCGUCGGCGCUGGCAGGCCUGGUGUUAUAGGACGAGUCUCGGCGGCGGUAGAUUGCAUCAGACAUCCUUACUACCUGGGCCAUGGGGUAGAUAUCGUGAACUCGGACCAUAUCAGCCCCACCGGCAAUGCUGGCAAUGACAGUUGCAGCGGUGCCGUACUGUCGCUGGUCUGGUUCCGAGAUGUCUGUGAUUUUGCCGAUGAACCCUUUGCGGCUGGUGCCGACGAGCCAUGCAAAAUUUGAUAAGUCGUCGAUGCCAUCUAAGGGGGGCUUCCUCAGAACAUGUAGAUGGCGAAGGAGUUCCAAGUUCUGACCCUCGUCUUUGGCGAAACCGAUGCCCGGAUCCAGGAUGAUUCUCCAUGGAUAUAUUCCAGCGGCCAAGGCAUCCUUGACACGCUGUGCCAGCUCUUGACGGACGCCAGUAACAACGCCUUCGGGGUAGUCGGUUAGAGUGGUCAUGGUCUGCGGAUUGCCCCUCAUGUGCAUGAGAAUGAUAGUCUUGCCCAGCUCAGCGACAGUGGCGAGCAUCCUAUCGUCCAAGGUUCCAGCGGAUACAUCGUUAAUGAUGUCUGCCCCUGCACGGAUGCUCUCUCGGGCAACAAGAGAAUGAAAGUGAUCCACGGCAUGACUCGGGCCAGCUCUUCUUCAGCGCUGAUAAAAGUUGCGCCCGGGCGAGUGCUUUGGCCUCCAAUGUCGAGGAUGUCGAGUCCAGCAGUGAUAAUCUGGUCCAGAUGUUGACGCCUGGCACUGGGAGAGGAUUCGAAAUUGGAGAGUUUGGUGUUGGAGAAAGAAUCGGGGGUGGCGUUGAGGAUAGCCAUGACCAAGGUGCGGCGGUUGGGGUCUUGUGAUCGAAUAAGACCACCAUGGCCGUGGGCUGAACCUAUUCCCAUGACUGUGACGGACGACAUGGUUGGAUCUUUUGGGGUUAGAGACUCGAAAUGCUGACGGAUUGAGCGGGUCGAGGCAUUUGGAGAAAAUGAGGGUGGGAGGAUUAGAUCUGGUAGUAUACUGUCACGAAAUCUCAGCAGCAGGGAUGUUAGAAGGACACAGUCUAGGCUUACUCGCACAGGGGCCUCAGCACGAAUUCUCUUUCUAGCAUUAAGGGAUGUGGAACGUGGAGGCGGUCGUGUUUGAUGUGGUCAUUGUCAUAGAGCAAAACAUCCAAGUCGAUGGUUCUUGGUCCGUUCCGAAUCGAGCGGACUCUUCCUAGUCGAGAUUCAAUCCCUUGAAGGAGAUCCAGGAGGUCGAGAGGGGGGAGGGUCGUUUCGACCUCGCAGACGCCAUUCAGAAAUGCCUCUUGGUCGUCGUAGUACAUGGGUUUGGUCUCGUACAAAUGACUGGUCUUGGUGAUUUGAAGUCCUGAAUCCUUGAUAUGCUUCAGUGCUGAUUCAAUGUUGGUUAUUCUGCUCUCCUUUGUCAAG